Temnothorax curvispinosus is the source of this 1001-nucleotide messenger RNA. Its product is annotated as deoxynucleoside kinase-like. The record is from RefSeq and is a predicted model, not a curated record. Gene Ontology annotation, cellular component: mitochondrion; cytoplasm. NCBI's taxonomy places the organism in Eukaryota, Metazoa, Arthropoda, Insecta, Hymenoptera, Formicidae. Gene Ontology annotation, biological process: nucleobase-containing compound metabolic process. Bases 20 to 892 code for a protein of 290 amino acids. Gene Ontology annotation, molecular function: ATP binding; deoxynucleoside kinase activity. The transcript is spliced from 4 exons.
AACACUUUCGGCGGGAAACAUGCCUCUUGGGCAACAUCUGUCGCGAGUGUCGCGCGUCACAGUUCGUCAUCGUCGAGCAACUUGCGUGGCCACAACGCGUGUUUUUCGAAGAGGUUUAACGUCACAUGAAGAAUAUAACGACGAAUAUAAGAAGCGACAUAAAGUAAGGAGCAGCUGCAUCAUGGCAAUGCUUUCGCCGAGGAAACUCUACAACAACCCAUUUACGAUCUGUAUAGAGGGAAAUAUCGGAAGCGGCAAAACGACGUUCCUGGACCACUUCCAGAGUUUUAAUAAUGCUACAAUCUUGCAAGAGCCGAUGGACUUGUGGCGAAAUGUGGCUGGAGUAAACUUGUUGGAACUCUUCUACAAGGACUCAGUAAAUUAUGCGUUCUUGUUUCAAUCAUACGUUCAAUUAACCAGGCUACAGUUACAUACUAUGGCUACACCAUCGCCGUAUAAAGUUAUGGAAAGAUCCGUGUUUAGCGGAAGAUGCUUCCUAGAAAAUAUGAAGCGUACACAUAUGAUACAGGACGUGGAAGCGAUGGUUUUAGAAAAUUGGUACGAUUGGUGUAUGGAGAACACGAAUAUAAGGACGGAUUUAAUAAUAUAUCUGAGGACAACGCCUGAAGUCGUGUUUCAAAGAAUGCAAGCACGUGCACGCAAAGAAGAGGACUGCGUGUCGUUGGAGUAUCUGAGACAAAUUCACGAAAUCCACGACGACUGGCUCUACAAAAAAACCCUAUUUUCUUUACCGGCGCCAGUUAUGAUCUUAGACGGUGACAAAAGUUUAGAGGAAAUGGUACCGCAAUUCGAGAAAUGUAAAGAUCGAAUACUUAACGAGCAAACUGAUGGCACAACAAACGCCAGAAUAGUUUUAAAUACUAAAGCGUAACGCAAGCAGUUACAUAACAGUAAUGUGUUUAUCUGAGAAUAGCUUAAUUAUAUAUAUAUUAUAGGUAAUUUUCAUAACAAUGUAUAGAGGAGCAAAUCAUAUCAAUCUA